CCAAAAUCCCAAUUUCUUCUUCUCUUCCGAUCUCUCUCCUCCUUCCUCCCCAUUGACCCAGCGGGUUCCCUCGGCUUCCGCGUCGUCGAUGAAGAGCAAAAUGACGAAACUACCCCUCGUCUUCGUCGCCGUCGUCCUGGUGGCCCUGGCUUCCCUGGCCGCGGCGGAGAUCAAGUCCCUGACCAUCUCCUCCGACACCCGCCCCAUGAUCCUCUUCGAGAAAUUCGGCUUCACCCACACCGGCCACGUCUCCAUCCGCGUCUCCGCCGUCUCCGUCACCUCCAAGCUCCCCGACACCGACCCCUCCCGCCUCGGCUUCUUCCUCCUCUCCGAGGAGUCCCUCCUCCAGGUCCUCAUCGAGAUCCAGCAGAACCCUCAGCUCUGCGUCUUGGACUCCCGCUACAUCACCCACCUCUUCGACUUCCGCUCCCUCUCUCCGCCGCCGAGCUCCACCUUCGACCACUCCUACCCUGUCUCCUCCCCCAACGAGUACAGCCUCUUCUUCGCCAACUGCGCGCCCGAGACCACCGUCACCAUGGACGUCCACACCGCGGUCUACAAUCUCGACCCCGACGGCUCCCCUGACUACCUCUCCGCCGGCCUCACCCACCUCCCUUCUCUCUUCUCCGUCUUCUCCAUCGCCUACCUCGCCUUCCUAGGGUUCUGGAUCUACAUCUGCUACACCAACAAGCGCUCCACCCACCGGAUCCACAUCCUCAUGGCCGGCCUCCUCCUCAUGAAGGCCUUGAAUCUGAUCUCCGCCGCCGAGGACAAGCACUACGUCAAGGUCACCGGCACCGCGCACGGCUGGGAUGUGCUCUUCUACAUUUUCCAGUUCCUGCGUGUGGUUCUCUUGUUCACGGUCAUCGUUUUGAUCGGGACCGGGUGGUCCUUCUUGAAGCCGUUUCUGCAAGAGAGGGAGAAGAAGGUGUUGAUGAUUGUGAUCCCUCUCCAGGUUUUGGCCAAUUUGGCUUCGGUUGUGAUCGGCGAGACCGGGCCGUUUAUCAAAGAUUGGGUCACCUGGAACCAGGUGUUCUUGUUGGUUGAUAUCAUUUGCUGCUGUGCUAUCAUUUUCCCCAUUGUGUGGUCGAUCAGGUCUCUGAGGGAGACAUCCAAGACCGACGGCAAGGCGGCCAGGAACUUGGCCAAGUUGACUCUUUUCAGGCAGUUCUACAUCGUGGUUAUUGGGUACUUGUACUUCACAAGGAUUGUGGUCUUUGCCCUUAGGACAAUUGCGGCCUAUAAGUACCAGUGGGUGAGCAAUGCCGCCGAGGAGACUGCUAGUCUUGUGUUUUACAUGGUCAUGUUCUAUAUGUUCAGGCCGGUGGAGAGGAACGAGUACUUUGUUCUCGAUGACGAGGAAGAAGAGGCUGCGGAGAUGGCUCUAAGGGACGAAGAGUUUGAGCUUUGAGUUGGGUAGAAUUGAUUUUGUGAUGCCCCUUUAUAUUGACUAUGAUGCUGCCGAUGUUUUGAGUUCCGUGUAUCGGAUAUAUGGAUAGAGUUGCUGGGUCAGGUCUGCUGCUACUACUGUUGCCUCUUCUGUUUACCUUUCAAAUUGUAAUAUUUUUCAAAUUACUUGUAUAAGAAGGUUGAUGCUUUAAGAUACCAUGCCUUGUAGUAUUUGUUUGUUAGGAUUUUUCAUCUUUAAAUGCUGCUAAUGAUUUCAAUUCAUAAUUCUGAUAA
Molecule: messenger RNA, 1683 nt
Organism: Rosa rugosa (rugosa rose)
Lineage: Eukaryota; Viridiplantae; Streptophyta; Magnoliopsida; Rosales; Rosaceae
Product: protein CANDIDATE G-PROTEIN COUPLED RECEPTOR 7-like
Exons: 1
Coding region: 89-1411 (440 amino acids)
Biological process (GO): transport
Cellular component (GO): membrane; Golgi apparatus
Source: RefSeq, a predicted model, not a curated record